Molecule: messenger RNA, 1935 nt
Organism: Colletotrichum karsti
Lineage: Eukaryota; Fungi; Ascomycota; Sordariomycetes; Glomerellales; Glomerellaceae
Product: rhamnogalacturonate lyase C
Exons: 2
Coding region: 1-1935 (644 amino acids)
Biological process (GO): carbohydrate metabolic process
Molecular function (GO): carbohydrate binding; catalytic activity
Source: RefSeq, a predicted model, not a curated record
AUGCAUACCGACAUGCGCUUGAAGUACACCCGGUCCAAAGGAAACGGUAGAUUGAUUCUGGCUAGGUCAAGCGGCCAUAUCGUCGACGUCACUCUCGACGGCCAGGACCUUCUUGGACCCUUAGAUGGUAACCGAGGAAAAGGUCCUUACCUCGAUUGCUCAUGCACUCCCUCGGGCUUUUGGACGCCGGGCGGAACGGCCGAGCUGCGACUCGUGAACGGCACGGACUCCUCCGGCACACCCUACGGGGGCCUCAUCAUGUCCGAUAGAUUCGCACAAACGAAUCAGACCCUCUCGCAGUACUUCUUUCUCCGGGGCGAGGAAACAGGUCUUCACGCGUUUUCCCGUCUCACUUACUUCAAUACUACCCUACCUCGCUUGCGAGAUCUGGGCGAGCUCAGAACUCUCUUCAGACCAAACACACCCCUUUGGACUCAUUUCUCAACAAGCGACGGCAACUUGGGUCCUCUGCCUCUUGCAGACACCUUUUCCAAGGCUUUGACAGUCCAGGAUGCCACGACGUACGUGGGAGAUGUCACUAGUGAUCCGUACACACAGCAGUACUCGGACUACUUCACAAAGUACACCCUGUCCGAGUCAUGGCGCAAUCACGACGUUCAUGGGCAAUUCAGCGACGGCUCGACCAGCGUCGAUGGAAGUACCUUUGGUGCUUGGCUUGUCCAUAACACAAGGGAAACCUACUAUGGCGGUCCUCUUCAUUCGGAUCUGGUUGUUGAUGGCAUUGUCUAUAAUUACAUGGUUUCAGGUCAUCAUGGCGCCCCUAUGCCAAACAUCACCCAUGGGUUUGAUCGCACAUUCGGUCCUCAGUUCUACUACUUCAACAAGGGACCAGCGGGAGGCACAAUCGAGGAACUAAGAGCUGACGCUGCUCGGCACGCGGACCCAGAGUGGAAUGCAGGCUUCUACGACAGUAUUUCUCAAUUCAUCCCGAACUAUGUCCCAUCUUCUCGUCGGGUAACGUUUGAAGGCAAGGUUGAUCUACCUGAGGGGGCUAGGCGACCCAUUAUAGUCUUGUCUGAGAACAAGCAAGAUUUCCAACUCAACGUUUUUAACUACAAAUCUCUACAGUAUUGGGCGGAGAUCAAUGGGUGCGGAAAGUUCAAGAUUCCCCGUGUGGCAGAUGGGACUUACAGAGUUACGAUUUACGCGGAUGGGAUAUUCGGAUGGUACAUCCAAAACGACGUCGAGAUAUCACAAACGUCCAGCCGCCAAAGUCAAUGGAACUUCAAGUGGACUGAGGAAAGUGCCGGGAAAGAAAUUUGGCGCAUAGGUGUCCCCGAUAAGUCGGCGGGUGAAUACCUUCACGGAUAUGCGCCUGACGUCUCCAAGCCUUUACAGCCCGAACAGUAUCGGGUUUAUUGGGGCAAGUACGAUUUUCAGCAAGACUUUCCCGAAGGCGUACAAUUCCGUGUGGGAAAUAGUCAGGAGGCAGAAGAUCUCAACUACAUCCACUGGUCGUUUUUCCCUGCAAAAGGGAACCACCUGCGGGCAGAAAACCACUACGCCAACGUCAACAACUGGACCAUCAUCUUUGACCUCGACAAGAAUCAGUUGAGUCAAAGUCAAACGGGAACAUUUACGGUGCAGAUUGCGGGCACCAAAACCGCUAACGGUAACGCCAAAUGGACGGUUUCCGGACACCCCUACAGCAAUCUGCCUUGGACUAUGGCAGUCAACGGGGCCUACGAGUCGACAUGGGAGAUUCCAUACUGGCGCAGCGGGUCAUGUGGCGUCAGGAGCGCCGUCGCGUGCCAGAACAUCCAGAACAAGUUCAGCUUUCCGUCAUCCGUGCUGAGAGAAGGCCGGAAUGAGGUUGUUUUGAGUUUGCCGUUCAAUGCCAGCAGUAUAGAGACGGCUCUUUUGCCGGAUGCCCUCUACGUUCAGUAUGAUGCACUCAGGCUUGAGUUGGCAUAA